AUGGGUGUCCACGGCCGCUACACUACUGAGAAGGUUACCUACCCGUCUCAUGGAGAGACUAUCGCUGGUAUUCUCUACAAGCCUCAAGGCAUCACCAACCCGCCCGGAAUCGUGGUCCUAGGCCCCUAUUCGUUUGUCAAAGAGCAAGCUCCGUUGCAGUAUGCCACACGACUGGCUGACGAAGGCUACGCGGCCUUGAUCUUCGACCCACGCACUGUCGGAGAGAGCACCGGCCAGCCACGCCGCUUGGAAAACCCUGUGAUGAAGAAUGAAGACGUGGUCUCCGGUCUCGAUUAUCUCGCUGGUAGGGGCGACGUGGAUGCAAAGAGACUAUUCCUCGUAGGCGUCUGUCAGGGAGGCCCCGAGUGUCUUGAUGUGGCGUCCUACGACGACCGCGUUGUCGCUGUUGCUUCCGUCACGGGAUACUACCGCGACCGCGAAACGGAUAUCUGGAUGAUCUGCUCGGGGUGUGUCAAUGUCGAGCCAGGUGUUGACGUAGGAGCUUUGAAGAUGCCUACACCUGAGCAAGGAGAAGCCCUCUACGAUGCGCGCAUCAAACGAGCCAAAGAGGCCAAAGCCCUGUACGAAAAGACCGGGGAAGUCAUCUACCAACCUCUCGUCGACCCCAAAGCUGCGGACCCGAACGUUGGCUCUCUUGCCGGGCUUCCAGGACCGAUCGUAUGGUCGUGGUAUGGCCCCUGGACCUUGAAGGGUUUCGAGAAUCGGUAUGCGGUCAUGAGCGAUUUGGACCAUUUUGGCUAUUCCACGGUCGAUGGUGUGUCCAAGCUCACUAAGCCAGCUUUGGUAAUUCAUGGUGAUAAUUGCAUGAAUGCCGCUGCAGCCAAGAGACAUUAUGAGUCGAUCCCGACGAAGGAGAAGAAGCUGAUUUGGGACGCUGAUAUCUCGCACUUCCAGCACUACGAGCAGCCGGAUAUUGUGGAUAGGAACGUUGGUGAGAUCGCGGCUUGGUUUGGACAGACAAAGGUGUAA
Colletotrichum paranaense is the source of this 990-nucleotide messenger RNA. RefSeq lists its product as uncharacterized. The record is from RefSeq and is a predicted model, not a curated record. The transcript has a single exon. The coding region runs from base 1 to 990 and encodes 329 amino acids. NCBI's taxonomy places the organism in Eukaryota, Fungi, Ascomycota, Sordariomycetes, Glomerellales, Glomerellaceae. Gene Ontology annotation, molecular function: hydrolase activity.